ACGAGAAAAUAGGCUUUUAAAAAGUUAAGCUCAGAAUUAUUUUAUGAAACUUUGACAGAAUCAAGAUGGCUGCGCCCUUGGAACAAUUUCUAGCUAAAAGAUUUCUCCGAAUAUCUCAUGAAGUUGGAGUUAAUUCGCCAAAACCAUUUCAUUUUCGUAAGCAUGGUUUUAUUUGGAAGCCAUUGUACAGUAAAAACUGUGAAUUGAUGGCUAGAAACUGCGAAAGACAUGUAUGUUAUCCACCUCCGCUGUUCCCACCGGAAAUUGGUCAAUCGUCUAGCCGAAACUUUCGGGGAAGUGUUCGGCGAGUCACCGCUGCCUUUUGUACGGCCUCGCAUUUCCAAAAUCUCCAAGCACGGGGUCGUCGAUCUUUUGAUUAUUCUCAGGGGAAAAGUAACGGAAACUGCUCAUUGGCACUUGGAAUAGGAGGUUUUGCCCUGUGCUCUGCCAGUUUAUUGUUCAGCUUUUGGAAGGAAGACAAAAAAGAGACAAUAGAAAUGAUGAUUGCAAGAGCAGUGAUAGCAGAGAGGGAGAAUAGAUUGGGAGAUGCAGACAAGUUCUACCAUCAGGCGACUGUUAUGUGUGAGAAGGAGAAGAACUCACAAGCUUUACUCUAUACAUAUGAUCAGAUGGCUAACUUCAACAUGAGGCAUGGUCGGUUGAUGAAGGCGGAGAAUCUCUUCAAGGAGACACUGAAGCUCCUGUUGAGCUCAGGGAUCCAGCAGGAAGAUCCAGGAGUAGUGGAGAUCUCCUUGAAGCUCUCAAGGAUCUAUGAACGCAUGGGAAGAAGAAAUGAUGAAGCAGAUGUAGGAUUCAAAUGGUGCAUCGACACAUCAGAGAAACUACUCAAAGACACACCUGAUGAUUCCUCAGUAGAAUGUCAUGACAAGAUAAUGAACCUGAAAUCCUUGUUAGGUAUGUGUCUGGACGCCUACGCUCGGUUUCUUGGUGCAACCAACAGAUUAGCUGAUGCAGAGAGGUUGUAUAAGAGGGCCCUAGAGAUAUGUGAAAGUGACCUUCAGGUGGAUGGCUCUCCACAUCCCCAGACAGUUGUCUUGCUGAAUGACUUGGGGACAAUCUGUGAUAUGAGAGGGAACAGGGACGAUGCAAUUGAGCAUGUUCAACGAGCAGUAGAGUUGGCCGAGAAGUCAUCCCCAGCAGUAUUACCCACCAUCCUUUGUAAUCUCGCCUCUAUCAAGAUGCAUAAAGGUUUGAAAGAUGAAGCCAGAACCAUCUACAAGAGAGCAUUGAAGCUCGCAGAGAAAGAAGGUGACCGAGAAGCAGUACUUAUCAUCAGAGCUAACCUCCAGAAAGUUUUAUGAUAGCGUCCAGUUACUCAUUGGUAUUACCUGGAAUAAAAGACUUCAUCUUAUCACAACACCCACAAGGAAGAUACAAAACUUUGGUUUGAUAAAGAAUUUGGUCUAGUUCUCCAUAUCGAGGCACUUAUUUUUCAUCUAUUGCUGCAUACCUUAGUGCUUUGCCCUGUAAACUUGACAGCAUUGAACUCUUUAAAUUGUGCCUCAAAACGCACUUAUUUCAUCAGAUCAGGGACCUGUUGCAGAAAGAGUUGCGUUAAAACGCAAGUCAAAAUAUCAAGCGCAAGUCCCGAUUACGGGUGCUUCAUUGGC
Messenger RNA from Lytechinus variegatus (green sea urchin), 1631 nucleotides. RefSeq names its product tetratricopeptide repeat protein 19, mitochondrial-like (gene ttc19). Gene Ontology annotation, biological process: mitochondrial respiratory chain complex III assembly. Gene Ontology annotation, cellular component: mitochondrial inner membrane. The transcript has 8 exons. The record is from RefSeq and is a predicted model, not a curated record. Lineage: Eukaryota; Metazoa; Echinodermata; Echinoidea; Temnopleuroida; Toxopneustidae. Gene Ontology annotation, molecular function: protein binding. The coding region runs from base 66 to 1322 and encodes 418 amino acids.